ACCGGGGUCAGGACAUCGUUUUUGGACACUGCAAAGCGGAUCACUAAUUUGCUUUUGCGGGUUUUCGCCAUCUCGCGUGCCGCCACACAAACUCAUCGCCGUCGGCUCUGGGUGCGGUCACGGUCAUAGGUGUGGCCUGCCACAAAAGGAUCAGCUGGACCGGCGAUAUGGACGGCCUUGAUGCCUUGAUAGAAGAUGCACUCCAGUCAAAGUCCGGCAAAAUCGUGGUGCCUGAUGGCGCAGAACUCUUGUUUCCUGCUAGCAUGGGCCCGAGCAUCUACAUUGUCCGAGAGACAGACCAAAUCCUGAAGGCCGGCGCCAGCGUGGAGAUGUGUGAGGCGGAGGCUAUGCGCUUCGUCGCUCGCAACACCAGCAUACCUGUGCCUGAAGUCAUUGAUGCCUAUACCCAAGAUGGUAAUGGCUACAUCCUCAUGAGCAGGUUGCCUGGCGAACGGCUUGGCUCUCUCUGGAAGACAUUCGACUCUGCACAGAAGACGAAAGUAAUCGACCAAUUGCGGAUGUACAUGCGAGAGCUCGGCUCUCUCCAUGGAGAUUUCUACGGUUCGCUUUGGCAAGGCGCGAGCAAGGACAUCUGGUUCAUGCAUUUGCCAUGUAAGCCUGGGAAAGUCUCAUAUGGGCUGUAUUCCUCUCGACAGCAGUAUAACGAAGGUCUUGUCAUGGCAUUGAGAAACUCUAGACCAUGCGGAGUACUAACGGCAGAGGACGAGAUCCUGAUCGAGAAAAUUCUGGGAAACACAGACGAGCGGAAGAUCUUUUCACACGGAGACUUGCAUCUCAGAAACAUUCUUGUGAACCCGAGCACGGCGUGUAUAACACGCUUCGUUGAUUGGGAAGCUGCGGGGUUCAGUGUGCCGGGGAGAGAUUAUUUCGAAGCAAGGAUGCGUGCUCGAAACGACACUUGGAAAAAAGCGCUCGAUGAAAUCUUCGAGCCCAGCGAGCGAGCGCAUUUCGAAAUGAUGCAAACAUUGGACAACGCCUUGAUACGCCACACAUUUAUAUGAUUUCACAUGAAACCUAAACGCCUCAUGCAUCGGUUUCAGUCCAGCGCGAGCCAACAACGCGCGCUACGACUUCCGCGGGUUGUCCUACGAGGCCAGAUAUCCAGUCAGAUGUUCCAGAAGGCACCAAUUCCUCCGCCUCCAAAGCUAUGAUGGCCCUCAAUACCCAAUCCUGGCACCUUUCCACUCCAUCACGAGGAGCAGGCUCUUCUUGUAUGGUUCUUAUCGCCCGUCGAGACUGCUCUCGGUUCAAAUGGCAGACUUCGAAAGAUCCUUCGGAGCUUCUGCUCCGAACCAACACCCCGGAACGAAGGUCAAACUGAUAGAUCAAAUUUUGAUUGUCGAUCAUCAAGACAUGUAGCAAGACUCCGUGAGUCUCCCCUGGUGCGUGGAUGGCCAGUCCUCAAUGCGAUCGAUUGUUCGGAUCCGUGCCCAUGCCAUAAACAACUAUAGAAAGCUUGUAGCUGGACAUGAUUUCUGCAUUUUUUCAGCACAACAUUCUGGCAAGGCAUGGAGGGUACCCACAUUGAUGAGC
Molecule: messenger RNA, 1554 nt
Organism: Cercospora beticola
Lineage: Eukaryota; Fungi; Ascomycota; Dothideomycetes; Mycosphaerellales; Mycosphaerellaceae
Source: RefSeq, a predicted model, not a curated record